AUGAGCGACCUCCCGCUCGGCACCAAAGUCCGCGUCAACGCCGGUACCGGCCUCGUGCGCUGGGUCGGCACCGAACCGGCCUUCGCGCCAGGCAAGUGGGUCGGUAUUGAGCUUGACACCCCGACGGGCAAGAACAACGGCAGUGUCAAGGGCGAGGUGUACUUCUCGUGCGAGGCCGGACAUGGUGUCUUCGUGCGACCGAGCCAGGUGCAUGUGUUGGAGAUGCGGCGAGCGCCGCGUACGUCGACGCUCCCCGCGAGCUCCGGCUCGUCACGCACAAGUAGAUCCACGACCCCCGCGCGCCCCGGCCAAGAUGUUCCGCGCACGGCGCCAACACCUAUCCCGGCGACCCCGAACCGCUCUGUUUCCCGCACCUCGAGCGUGGACGUGCCGCCUUCCCCAGCAGCUGGGCCAACUGGCACGAUCCGCGCCGCUCGUACAAGACCGCCUGCGAUUCGCACUACUGGAACCCCAGCAAGCCGGCGGACGAGCGUGCUCCCGUCCAGCGCGAGCUCAGCCGCCCCGAGCCCCCGCAUCCCUGUCUCGCCGAUGGGUCGUCGUGCCUCGGCGAUUGGGACAAGCCGCACUCACACGCCAAUCACUGCGCGUGGACCUACGCAGCGCAAGGCGGACGAUGAGCUCAUGCCUCCGCCGCCUGUACCCGAACGCGCCCCUCCAGAAACGCCGCGCCGCAUCCCAGAGCCGCAGCGUGGUGGCAGUGUGAUCCCAUCGCCGCGGCGUCUGUCGCACCGGUCACAACCCGAGUCGCCAUUCGUCGCUGUAGAGCGUCCAGGUUUCGACGACGGCGACACCACCUUCCUUGCCUCGCCAGAUAGCUCGUCGCUCGCCGUUUCACCAUCCCCUCAUUCACUCACAAUCCAUGGCAGCCGGCGCGACAGCCUGUCGCCCGGCUCCAUCCAACCCCCAUCCGUCUGCCCGUCACCUUCCAACCCCUCUUCUCCCCUCACCCCAAAAUCCACAGCGGCCGUGUUUGCGCAGAAGCGCGAGCUCGAGGAACUGCGGAUCAAAGUUCGUCUCCUGGAAAGCCACCGCACAGAGGACCAGGCGACCAUCAAGGGCCUUGAGAAGCGCGCCGCCGAGGGCGACUCGCUUCCCGCCAUCCGCGCCAAGCUCCAGGCCAAAUUCCAGGAGCAGGCCGGCGAGAUCGUCAAGCUCAAGCGCGAAAACUCGGAUAUGCGGUCCGAAAACGAAUUACUCGAGUCACAGCGACAGGAUGCCUUUGACCAGGCUGAGAUGGCGACAUUAGACCGAGAGGUUGCCGAAGAGAAGGCCGAGGCGGCCGAGGCCGAGACCGAACGACUCAACGAGAAGAUCCAGGAACUCGAGCUGGAGGUCGCCGUGCUCAAGGAGGAGAACGCCGAGUACGAUAAGCCGAUUGACGGCCUAGCGGGCGGCGCUCACACGUCCAUCGCCUACAUCCAACUGGAGAAGCACAACGAGCGGCUCAAGGACGCCGUGAUUCAGCUGCGCGACAUGCUGCACGACUCGGAGAAGGAGUACAAGCUCAAGAUACAUGACCUCGAGAAGGAGCUGAGCUCGAAUUCCGACCUUUCGGGGCGCUUCGAUCUCACAACGGCCAAGCUCGCACACAGCGAAGCGCAAGUCGAGGACCUGAAGCAGCAGCUGGACGACGCACUUGGGGCAGAGGACCUGCUCGAGGAGCUCACAGAGCGCAACCUGCAGAUGGGCGACAAGAUGGAAGAGAUGCGAGCCACGAUCGACGAUCUCGAGGCGCUCAAGGAGCUCAACGACGAGCUCGAGGAGAGUCACGCCGAGAGUGCCAAGCAGCUCGAGGCCGAGAUCGACGGCGUCACCGCGCAGCUCAAGGAGGAGGGCGCACGGUCAGCUGAGCUUGAGGCACUCGUUGUCGACAUGGAGGCGACGAUCGGCCAGUUCCGCGAGCUCGUCCACAACCUCCAAGCCGAGAUUGACGAGUUACGAGAGCAGCAGGCGAGCCAGGAGCACGACUCGGCGGCGGCGAACAAGGAGUCGCAGGCGCUGCUCAACCUCAACCUCAAGCUGCAGAGCUCGGCAGUCAAGACGCAGAGCAAGACGGUCGACCUCGAGCUCAAGAAACUUGAGGCGGCCCAACUCGCUGAGCACCUCCGCAUCAUUCAGGCCUACCUACCCGAGGCGUAUCUCGAGAGCGAGGCUGACAGUGUCUCGGCUCUCCUCUUUUUCCUCCGCGUGGGCGAGAAGGUCAACAUGCUCACCACCGUCAUCAGCAACCUUCAUGGCCUCCCGGGCGCGCUGUACACCGUGUCCUCUGAAGCACUCGUUGGCGUGUGUGAGCUGCGCGGCAAGCUGCGCUCCUUUGCGACGCUCAACCGUCGUUUCGCCGUCAUCAUGCGCCGCACCCAGCCGGACGACUACGUCGCCCUCGGGCGGGUCGUUGGCGAGCUUGCGGGCGUCGAGAGCCGGGUGGACGGGUGGAUCGCGAGUGUCAAGACGGACGAGUUCAACGACGGCGAGUGCGCGCGCGAGCUCGACGCGUUACUCGCCCAGUUCAACCACCUCGCCGAGGUUAUGUUUAACCACCCUGGCCUCGACGCUGGUGAACAGCAGGUUGCUGCAGCCUACACUCUCGAGGAUGACCUGGACAACUUUGCAGCUGCAGUCGGCUUCGUACGCACCGAGAUCAUGGCGCUUGUCAAGGACGGUGACGUCGACGUCGAGCUGGGCGAGUACACCCUCGACGAGGCGGUGUAUGACCCGGUGCAGCGCGUAUUGAACCAGGUGCGCGCAGUCAAGGCGCCGGCAGGCAAGCUCGUCUCGGUGAUUGAAGAAGUUGCGGCGUCUCAGGCGGCACUGGCACCCGAGUUUUCUGACGGCCUCCGCGACCUCGUAUCAUCAGUCAGCGCAGCGGUGGAUAUGGCGGUGCGCCUGGCCCAGCGCGUGCGGCAGCACGUUGACAGCCUCCGUGCUUCCAAGGCGCCCCUACGCCUGACGGACAUGGACAAGUUCCUUGGCGAAGUGACCAAUACGGACGGGGAGCCAUGGGACGUGAUCGCGUCCUUUGUUCAGCGCCUUGCGUCCGACUUGGCCGACACGCUACCCAAGUUCCGCGCCGCCAAGGCUGGGCAAGUCGUGUCGCUCGCGGCCCCUCCGCCGUGGCUCGCGCGCGUGGCAGCGAUCCGUGAGGCGGCAUCGUACAAUGCCGAGGCGGAGCGCCGCGUCUCGCGCCUAAGCGACGAGUUGCGGGACAUGGUGCGCGAGAUCAAACUCCGCGACCAGAGCCUGCAGGAGGGUUCCGUGAAGAUCGAGACCCUGGAGCGCAGGAUCGAGGGCGCGAGGAAACAGGCCGACCAUAUUCUCGAGUUGGAGAGGGAAAUUGCCAAAUCGCGCAAGCAGGAAAAGGAGUACGAGGACGCAAUCGAACAGCUGCAGGCCGACCAGGCCGACCUCGAGUCCGAGAACGCCAAGCUCCAUCGCCGGCCCACAUCGCAGGGAACAGCUCCGGCACCAGAACCCACGACGGGCGAGCAAGUGGCCGGGCUGCGGGCCGCGCUGCGGUUCCUGCGGAGCGAGAACGCCCUCCUCAAGUCGAGGGACUUGUAUGCCGAUGUACAUAUGCUCCCUCCGCUUCGUCCCUUCCCUCCCUCUCCCUCCACCCCGCCACCACUCACCCAAGAAGACAGCGACGCCGAAUCCGACGGGCCCGCCACUCCUCUCGGCAGUCCCUGGAUCGCGCAUCCCCACCUGCCCGUUACCAAAAUCGCCCUUGAGACCGAAAGUAAAUUGCUUCUCCGCGCAGUGGCGGCUUAUGCCUCCUCGCCUCGGAUUGUCGACAUCUCGGGCAUUGAUGGGACAUCCUGGCAUUCUCGGAAGAAUAGUCCCGAGGCGCAGGCAUGGCGGCUUGCGCGGGAACGGACACGCUUGGAAGGGCGCGUUAAGGAUUUGGCGGAGCGGGUGCGCGCUUUGAAGCAGUAG
Messenger RNA from Cutaneotrichosporon cavernicola, 3951 nucleotides. RefSeq lists its product as uncharacterized. Lineage: Eukaryota; Fungi; Basidiomycota; Tremellomycetes; Trichosporonales; Trichosporonaceae. The transcript has 5 exons. The record is from RefSeq and is a predicted model, not a curated record. Gene Ontology annotation, biological process: establishment of mitotic spindle orientation; cytoplasmic microtubule organization; nuclear migration involved in conjugation with cellular fusion. Bases 1 to 3951 code for a protein of 1316 amino acids. Gene Ontology annotation, cellular component: nucleus; cytoplasm; spindle. Gene Ontology annotation, molecular function: microtubule plus-end binding.